AUGACACUGAAGGCAAAAAGAAUACCCAAGAGGUGGUCGAUGGAGGAAGACUACAUACUGCACGAGGAGACACAGAAACAAGAACUGGCUGGUGACACCAAGGACUGGCACCGAAUUGCUGCAAAGCUCCCUGGGCGAACCAACAAGGAUUGUCGCAAGCGCUGGGUUAAUAAAGUAUGUGGUAGCUUGAAAAAGGGGCCGUGGAACAAAUCCGAAGAUGAAUCCUUGCUGGACGCAGUUGACAGAUAUGGUCAGAGAUGGACCUUAGUUGCCAACGACGUUAGUUUUCGGAGUCCGGACCAGUGCGCUAAGCGCUGGCAGUCAAAACUGGACCCGAACCUUGAACACGGUGGGUGGACAACAGAAGAAGAUGAGCUACUCCUGAGUCUGGUGAGAGAAAACGGGCGGGAGUGGAAAAUGUUCCAAGAACAGAAUUUCUCUAGGAGAUCAACAAACGAAUUAAAGAAUAGAUACACUGGCUUAACCCGAAAAUCCAAAAACAUAUUCAAUCUGGGUGAAAGCGUGAGCUUAUCCCCAAGUUCGGGGUCUUUCAAUAUGGAUUAUUCCACAGACAUGGAGGACUAUGGAGUGACAGAGAGCAGCUUUGGGCUCCAUAGCCACAUAGGAAACGCGAAUGGAGUCUCCAUGAUUGAUCCACUAGUUCAGCAGGGACUGACGGUGGACUGGGUAAAUUCACUUGACAGCUCCUGUAUCUGGAGGGACCCGUUGAGCUAUAGCCACGACUCAAUUGUAGAGGAUAUUUUGCUUGAAGAAUUCUUUCUCCCAGGCGAUUGCACAAUCAGGAAAGAGGAAACAUAUAAGCCAUCAUUGAUAACACCCUUGAACACAACUCCAGCGACUUCAGGAUGUGAACAAGUACCAGGGCUGACAAGCCCGACUUCAUGGCCUGACCUCAGUUUCGAACAAGAAAUAGUCACCCCAGGGGCCAUAAGCGCUGAUCCGAGCUACACAAUCGAGCCGAAUACCCUUGGUGAUGACUUAUUAGCCUCGAUACAGACCGAGAGCUGCGAAAUGAGUUUCACUGACGAGGGAAAAGCAAGCGAUAACAUACUAGCCCCUAUCGAGACCAACGUGGGCAGAGUCACGCUCGUCAUCGAUGGAUGCAAUAGAGACACGUUAGACAGUUUAUUGAGCCUUACGAAAUCUUUGAAGGGGAAGACAAAGAUUGAGAUCAAUUGA
Messenger RNA from Xylaria bambusicola, 1200 nucleotides. RefSeq names its product Homeodomain-like protein. The coding region runs from base 1 to 1200 and encodes 399 amino acids. Lineage: Eukaryota; Fungi; Ascomycota; Sordariomycetes; Xylariales; Xylariaceae. Gene Ontology annotation, biological process: regulation of DNA-templated transcription. Gene Ontology annotation, molecular function: DNA-binding transcription factor activity, RNA polymerase II-specific; RNA polymerase II cis-regulatory region sequence-specific DNA binding. Gene Ontology annotation, cellular component: nucleus. The record is from RefSeq and is a predicted model, not a curated record. The transcript is spliced from 6 exons.